AUGUCCAGUCCUACGGAAUAUACCUCCCUCCUCGACCGCUCUGCAGUUUCGACUCAAUCGUCUCGAAAAUGGAAAGCUACAUGGAAAAAAUGGAGAACACCCAUUCUAUGCUACGCGGUGGCUUUAACAUUCGAUUUUGCAGAGUCAAUGCGCUCAACGCCAAGGACACAGCUUUUUGAAUGGAUUCUGUGUGAGCGGUAUUACUCGAUAAAAAUGUUGAAAUCGGUCGGCAUGCCCAUUCUCAACCCAAAUCCUAGCGUAGGGCCAACACCACACAUGUGCCGAAUAGAUACUAUUCAAACCCAAGUCAAUUCUGUGAGGGCAUGGCUGAAGAUUGGCGAGAAUUUCUUUGCCGCCAUUUUAGCUAUCCCAUUUGGCAAACUCGCCAACACCAAGGGACGUAAGCUGGUUCUUGCGCUUGGAAUAAUUGGACAAUUACUUGCAGAGAUGUGGACGUUAGCCGUUUGUUUUUUAAGCACCCACGGUCUCCCUCUGUCCACUGUUUAUAUAUCAGUACUGCUCCGAUCUCUUGGCGGGGGACAAAUGGUAUUAUCCGCCAUUCUGCAUGCCAUUGUGGCUGACGUGGUUACCGAGGAAAAGAGAGCUCGAGCCUUCUUCCACAUGGCCAGCAUGACGUUAAUAUCAGAGUUACUAGGACCAGCUGUCGGGUCUGUGCUAAUGACAUCUUACAAUGCCUAUAUUCCACUUCUAGCUGUUUUGCCGCUUCAAUUAGGUUCUAUUGCUGCAGUCAUUGCUAUGCAGGAUACUGUACGAUUUACCAACGAAGAUAACGCUGACUUUGGCAAUGAGGAUGAGGAGAGUGAUAAUGGUUCAACGAUGGUCCAAGAAAGUACACGAUUAACGAUAUCGCAAGCCUUGAGGAUAUUUUUGAAGUGGAUGAAAAUGGCCUGCAGGAUUUUCAACCGCGAAAAUAUUCCUAUUUUACUCGUACAUAUAGGAUUUUUGACAUCUAUGGUGGCAAGAGAGACUCUAGAUUCUCUAGUUCAAUAUGUUUCAAAUCGCUUUGGGUGGACAUUAGCCGAGGCAAACUAUCUAGUUUCUUUGAAAGCUCUUGUCAACCUCAUUCUCUUCCUCCUUUUACUACCACUUAUUAGCGGGUCUUUAAUAAAAUACACUUCCAUGAGCAGCAGAAAUGCCGACCUGUGGAUUGCUAGAGGUAGUUCUCUAUUUGGGGUAAUUGGACCAACCCUGCUGGGAAUUGCUUCCUCGCCAUUGUCUAUGAUUUUGUCACUUAUUUUAUUUACUCUUUCAUCUGGAUAUCCUCAUGUAAUUCAGUCAUACGGAACCUUCUUGGUCAAACCAGCGGAUGUGGCACCGUUUUACUCUUCCCUAGCCAUGGUAAGAAUUGUCGGGACACUAGUAGCAUCUCCAUUAUUAGCAAUGGCAUUUAAUAUUGGACUUGAGAGAAGAGGAGACUGGUUUGGAAUUUUAUACUAUACAGCUGGUAUUUUGUUCUGUUUUGCUGCUUUCGGGGCGUGGGGAUUGAAAUAG
This is a messenger RNA of Talaromyces proteolyticus, 1512 nucleotides long. Its product is annotated as major facilitator superfamily domain-containing protein. Gene Ontology annotation, molecular function: transmembrane transporter activity. The coding region runs from base 1 to 1512 and encodes 503 amino acids. The transcript has 4 exons. Gene Ontology annotation, cellular component: membrane. Gene Ontology annotation, biological process: transmembrane transport. NCBI's taxonomy places the organism in Eukaryota, Fungi, Ascomycota, Eurotiomycetes, Eurotiales, Trichocomaceae. The record is from RefSeq and is a predicted model, not a curated record.